Messenger RNA from Canariomyces notabilis, 288 nucleotides. RefSeq lists its product as uncharacterized. The transcript has 2 exons. The record is from RefSeq and is a predicted model, not a curated record. NCBI's taxonomy places the organism in Eukaryota, Fungi, Ascomycota, Sordariomycetes, Sordariales, Chaetomiaceae. The coding region runs from base 1 to 288 and encodes 95 amino acids.
AUGGAUUUUGUCAACAAAAUGACCGGCAAGGGCUCUAGCAACGCCCAAGCGAACCAGCCUCAGCAGCAGGGGGGUUCCAGCUCAGGCGGCAUCAUGGACAAGCUCCACGGAAUGGCAGGCGGCGGUCCCGAGAGCGAGAAGAAGGAAGAUUCGCUCGACAAGGGAGUUGAUUGGGUCCAAGAGAAUGUCCUUGGGCAGGGUCCCCAGAACAACGAGAGUGCAGCCGAGCAGGCUAAGGACAAGUUCAUUGCUGGCCAAAUCCGCGGUCAAUUCCAGAACAAGCAGUAG